AUGAAGGAAUUAUCCCAAGACUCAAUAGAGGAAAGAUAUGAAAUGCUUAAGAACUUGUGCAAACAACAGAUCGUGAUAAAUGAGACUCUGAAAUUCGAAAUCACUAAGUUAAACAAUAUUAUCCGCAUAGUUUCUAGUGAGAAAGAUUUACUACUGGAUGAAUUAAUCAAUAAUCAUUCUACUUGUCGGAACGCUGUCAGAGACGACUCCAAACCUUUUCAAAAAUCGGUUAUCUCAACCGGCAACAAACGUCCUGUGAAUUUUUCCGAGAAUUGCCAGGAUCUAAAAAAAAUAAAGAGUGACCCGCCUGUCGCUGAUCAUAACGACAAUGCGGGUUUCCACAGUGACCCAACCAGUUUAUUAGCUUUGAAUUCAAUCUCAGCACAAGAAAAUGAAGAUCAUUGGAUUUCGCAUGACCAAGUAGAGACGAACCACAGUCAUCUGUCUGGUCAAUCAUCUCUUAUAUCUACUAAACCCAGGUUGCAAUACCAAAUUCCUUCAGUUCAUUCAAAGACAACCACUUCCGCUACUCCUAGUGGCGAUAAUGAUACCUCAUCACGGCUGCUAAGUUCUUCUGGAAAUACUUUGAAAUCAAGCCUUAGUAAUCCAGGAUCACCGCCUACAAUCACUUCAAAUACUCAUCUAGUCACACCAGUUGCUGCUAGUUUCAAUAACUUACCUACUACCCAGCGACCAAACAGAAGUGGUUCUCUUGUAACUAACUCGUCAGUAUGUCCUUCAAAUCCAUCGGUUCCUUAUGUAUCAUUCGCAUCCCAACGAACACCUAUUGGUUCCCACUCAAAAUAUGUAUCUGUAACAAACCGUCCCCUAAAAGUUGUUAGUCCUGGGACUGUAAAUAAUACAGCUAGUAACAUUUUAAAGUCUGUGACUUCGCCUACUAUAUCCCCUGGAAUUCGAUUGUCGAGUAGUCAACCAACAAACCAGCGUAUUUUAAUUCAGCCAAGCAACUGUAACGCUCGUUCGGUUGUCUUUCCUCGUCAACAAUCUCAUGCAAAUGAUUCUUGCGAAUUUGGGUAUUCAGAGAGAUGA
Molecule: messenger RNA, 1050 nt
Organism: Schistosoma margrebowiei
Lineage: Eukaryota; Metazoa; Platyhelminthes; Trematoda; Strigeidida; Schistosomatidae
Source: the annotation of a GenBank genome assembly